Messenger RNA from Panicum virgatum (switchgrass), 950 nucleotides. Its product is annotated as glutathione transferase GST 23-like. Gene Ontology annotation, molecular function: glutathione transferase activity. The record is from RefSeq and is a predicted model, not a curated record. Bases 165 to 734 code for a protein of 189 amino acids. Gene Ontology annotation, cellular component: cytoplasm. Gene Ontology annotation, biological process: glutathione metabolic process. The transcript is spliced from 2 exons. Lineage: Eukaryota; Viridiplantae; Streptophyta; Magnoliopsida; Poales; Poaceae.
UCAUCUGGUCUUUGUAAUGUCAGAAAUAAAAGGCGCAAGCAUUGCGAAUUUGGGAGGGUUUAUUUGGGCAAAUACAGCCAGUCACUGUUUCCUGGCAGUUUCGUCCCGAGAACAAGCAUCAGAUCAGAUUGCAUCAUUCACUGAAAUUCCAUUGACCAAAUCGGAUGAUCCUUAUUAUUGGGCAGGCACCCAACCCAACUUGUGGCAGUUCCAAGUUCCUCGGCGACAGGGCCGUCUCCGAGUCGCUCGUCAUCGUCCAGUACGUCGACGAGGCCUUCGACGGCCCGCCGCUGCUGCCGGCGGACCCCUACGGGAGGGCGGUGGCUCGCUUCUGGGCUCAGUUCCUGGAGGAAAAGUGCCUCGGGCCGCUUCGGGUGGCACUGUUCGCGGACGGCGAGGCGCAGAAGGCGGCCAUGAAGGAGGCGAGGGAGAGCCUGGCGCUAGUGGAGCAGCAGCUCAGGGAGAAGAGGUUCCUGGGAGGAGACGACGACAUCGGCCUCGCCGACAUAGCCGCCGGCGGCCUGCUGGCGCACUGGCUCGGUGUGCUCGAGGAGGUCGCCGGGGUGCGCGUCCUGAGCGACGAGGAGCACCCGGCUCUGCGCCGGUGGGCGGCGGAGUACAGCUCCAGGGAAGCUGUGAAGGAGUGCCUGCCCGACAGGGGCCGCCUUCUCUCCUACUUCGCCGGGAUCAGGGAGAAGUGCGUCUCGCUGGCCAACUCGAUGCUGCCCAAAUGAACAUUGAGCUCUGCUCAGCAUCAUCUAGUAAUGAAAAUGCAUUAGCAUGUUUGUGUUUGGUCGGCCGUCACCGUACUGUCCUCAUCGCACUCGCCACCUACUGCACGUCAUUAGGACCCGCCAGAACUUCGAUCGUCUAGUGCCUUUUUUAUGGUUCAUCUAAUGGCUUUUUUUAAUCACAAACUUAUUAAUCAGCAACGGCGUUUGUGGUUCGCA